UGCUUGAACCUUAAUUGAACCUUUUUAUGUCAAUGUUUUUGUAGAAAACUGAGAAGCAAGUUCUAGAAAUUGUUUAUGGAAUGACCCAGGAUUGGUCUUACACAGUUAUCCCAAUAAUGACUCCAUAUGAGCGCAGUCGUGUUUUAAAACAGUUGAUACCUCAUAUAGAGUACCAAGUUAUGAUUCGGUUUGAGAAUGAGACGAGUGAAACAAUAGUAUUCUACACCUAUGAAAUAUUUUGGGAUGCUGGGAAACAAGGAACUAUUGUGGUAAUUGUUCUAAUACUCUGGAGUCUCAUCAUAUUAUCCUUCAUGAAAAGAUGGGGUAAAAUCACUGAACAUCUCCCUUAUCAGCCUGUAUACAGUGCUGAAAUGGCGGAGAAAAUAGCCCAAAAUGAACUGAGGCUGAUAACACAGCUCUCAUUUGGACCUCUUGACUUUGAUAAUUUGUCUUUUGGAUCUUUACACCGGAAUUCAUCAGCAAACCUAAAAAUAAAAUCAAUGCAUUGUGUGCCUAACACAGGAUUCAGGCAAUUUUUAUCUGGUUUUUAA
Eurytemora carolleeae is the source of this 551-nucleotide messenger RNA. RefSeq lists its product as uncharacterized. The transcript has 7 exons. NCBI's taxonomy places the organism in Eukaryota, Metazoa, Arthropoda, Copepoda, Calanoida, Temoridae. The record is from RefSeq and is a predicted model, not a curated record. The coding region runs from base 81 to 551 and encodes 156 amino acids.